Molecule: messenger RNA, 3603 nt
Organism: Paramuricea clavata
Lineage: Eukaryota; Metazoa; Cnidaria; Anthozoa; Malacalcyonacea; Plexauridae
Source: the annotation of a GenBank genome assembly
AUGGUGCGACGAACUGAGGUCAUACGUAAUGAUAUUAUAUUCGGACGAUCGCGGAAACUGUCCGACGAGAUAGACACGAAACAAUUACUUUUUGCCGGGAUUAUGACGGCUGAAAAGUUCCUUGAUUCCAGGGCUUCUGUCGUAUACAACACAUGGGGGAAAACGGUGUCGGGAAAGAUAGUAUUUUUCGCUGGGAAUGAAAGCGGGGCUUCCACGCAUUCCCUGCCUGUUGUAACACUAAACGGUGUCGAUGACAGCUAUCCACCACAACGCAAGUCUCUGAUGAUGUUGAAAUACAUGUACGACAACUUUAUCGAUGAUUACGAGUGGUUUAUGAGGUGUGAUGAUGAUGUUUACGUACGAACUGAUAAACUAGAAGAGCUGUUACGAGGGUUUGAUAGUUCCAAGGAGUUAUUCAUCGGGCAGGCGGGUCAAGGUCUUCCGAGCGAACGCGGCCAGUUGGGACUCGGACCAAAUGAUAACUUUUGUAUGGGUGGUCCCGGAAUAAUAAUGAGCAGAAGCGUUUUGAAAAAAUUGGCGCCGCAUUUAGAAUAUUGUUUGAAAAAUUUGGUUUCCUCGCACGAAGAUGUGGAAGUCGGAAGAUGUGUCAGAAAACAUGUAGGGGUCACCUGUACCUGGGCAUUCGAGGUGAGCCUUUUUCAUUUUUGACUCACGGAUCUCACAGAUGUUGCAAAGCAACAUCUCACAAAUGUUGCAAAGCAACAUCUGUGAGUCUUUGUGACUCACGUCUUUGUGGUUACUUGAGUGUGGGGUGAGUGUGGGGCAGUUAAACAAUGGGAAACGACCAGCCUGCUUUGCGCGCACUGUUUGCCUGCGAAUCGGGCCUUUAAGAACCCGAAAUCGGGCUAGAGCACGCGUUCGUUCAAUCGAUUUGGCAAAUGAAGCACGACAAAUCACAAAUGGGUGAAAUGGCAAAAUUCGCACGGUGCCCGGUUUGCAAAAAGCAACUGAAAAAUGCCCUAAUUCUUUCUGUCACUUUCAUUUGAACUUAUCCGUGAGUCCGGCCUCAACGGCCCUUGAUUUAUGUUUCGUCUCGUGCUUAAACUAGUUUUGUAUUAUUAUGACACUGCAAAGUACAAUGCCCAUUGAGCUAUCGAGUCAACGGUCUUAUCCAAUUUAAGGGGCGAUUAUAUAUUACUUGGAGAGUUUUCAUCCCGGGCUGUGUUCAGUGUGGAUUAUAACGUUUUUGUUCUGACAAAUGUCCGAUCAACAAGACUGUUGCUCGGACAUUGGCAAAGAAUGGUCGGCCAACUAUUUCAACCAUUUUUACGAAAAAAUAAAACAUCUUUUUGUAAGUAGUAAGUAUUGGAAACGCUAUAGACUUACUAUCGAGAUUCGGUCACUUGAGAGAGUAUUUGCUAAAAGAGAAGCUCAAUGACAAUGUUUCCUCUGAAUGCUUUUUUCAAUUUUCAUCCUAAUAUUUAUUGAUUGCAUGGUACAGUAGGUAUAGUAUGCAAACAGUACUUUUUACAUAAGCUACCUUCAAUUUAAAUGAACAUUGUCUUUUUUAUUUGAUCGGUCAAAAUGUCCGUGCAGAAUGAAAUUGAUCGGCCAUUCGGUGUUUUUGUUUGGCAAAUAGCCGACUGCCGACCGUUAUAAUCUACACUGGCUGUGUUCCAUCCCGGUUUCAGCCCGGCCUAAGGAUAAAAUCCUAUUAAAACACAGCAGACGAUUACAUGACAGAAAUUUCAGCUCGGGACGAGCUUCAGCCCGGGUUAAAGCUACCCGGGCUGAAGAUUUCAUUCCGGUUGACCUUAAUAAGAAUCGUCAUGUAAUCGACGGGAAAUUUCAGCCCGGGUUGAAAAAACAGCGUUUAAACGCUUUAAACGUUUAAGUGGCUUUAUUUCUAUCUGUAUUUCUAAAUGCAAGCACAGUCUCGUAGAAGUCAAAUGAUAGACAUGAACAAGUUUUUAAAUUCUUCGAAGAAGCGGAAUAGCUCCGUUUUGAAACUUGAUCGUUUCCGUCCGGGUUGAAAUUUCACCCCGGUUUGAACUGAAAUCGCAUUCCGGGCUGAAAUUUGCCAUGUAAUAUACAGAAUUACAGACCAGUGCAGUCUAGGGACAGAAGUCGUGAAUAGAGUGACGAGAGUACACAUGUCUGAAAUGCCACUAUAUUUUUUUUCAGAUGCAAUGGUUAUUCUACCACAACCAGAGUAAAAUGAAUGCAUUUCACUGGGAUCUUGAUACGAAAGCCGUGCAGAAUGCGAUCACGUUACAUCCUAUUAAAAACCCCGCGUACAUGUAUCGUAUACACACGCACUUCUUGGCGCAAAAAAUCCUCGCCUUGCAACAAAGUUCUACGAUGAAAUCGAACACUUUACGAAAUCUCAAAAAACUUACCCAAGCCACCUUAAGCAGAACAGAAGUAACAAAAUUGACAAGCAAGAAAGACUUGCAUCAUAAAGUCCCCUUGAAUGUUACAUUACAUUGGGAACUGUUCAGCCCGAAAAAACUAUACAGUAUUUCAUCCACUCCGACACUACCCAUUCAAUACUCUAUCAAAAGAAGUGUCAAUAUAGUUCUACGCAAAGCCCUGGCAGACAUAAACUUAGAGGCCCGAAAAGUUGUAUUUCGCGAGCUACUGCUUUCAAGGGUCAACUUAGGGUACAUUCGCUUGGCGCCUACGAAAGGGUUGCAGUAUAUUUUUGAUUUUCGAAUGAUGAUGCUUCAGCAUAUUGGAUUUAAUCGACGAAAACUGCCUAUAAAUGUACAAUACCAAGCACAUGUCCAACAAUCGUUUGGAAACCUAAUUUAUACGUCUCGAAGAAUAGAUUUAGCCAAACUACCAUUCGUGAAUAUAAUUUUACCGUUAGCCGGCAGACUUGAAGCUUUUAAAAGAUUCCUUGCGAAUUUUGAAACAGCUGUUUUGAUAACGAACGAAAAAGUUAAAUUGCUUAUAAUGUAUUUUCCAAACGUAUCAAGUGAUAAGGAACACAAAAUAAUUUUGGAAAGCUAUAGAAAGAUGUACAGCAACUUUGAUGUCAUAUGGCAAACGGUGAAGGGACAGUUUUCUAGGGGAAAGGCACUACAACUUGGAGUCGCGCAAUUUAGUGCUGAUUCUCUGUUGUUUUUCUGUGAUGUCGACCUGGCUUUUGAUGUGGAAUUUUUAAACCGAUGUCGAGUGAACACAGUCAAACGAAAGCGGGUGUAUUAUCCUAUGGUAUUUAGUCAAUUCAAUCAGACCAUUUCGCUUACUCAAAACCAUCGUGAAAGUUUAGAACAUAUGAAAAGGGAAGGCGCUUUUAAACACGAGAACUUGCAAAGUGACCAUGGGUUUUGGAGGAGGUAUGGAUUCGGCAUAGUUUGUGUUUAUGGCGAAGACGUUGCGAAAGUGGGAGGCUUCGAUUUAACUAUUAAGGGUUGGGGACUCGAGGAUGUUAAACUGUACGAACAGUUUCUAGCCAACGGCAGAUAUGACAUCGUACGAACUCCUGAUCCAGGAUUGGUUCAUAUAUAUCACAUGUCCAGUUGCUCGCCUGACCUAGAGCCUCUUCGGUUACAAUCGUGCAAGAAUUCUGCCUUGUCUCAACUCGCAAACGCUGGAUCGUUAGUUAAUUAUAUGACUAAGAAAGGUUAUUUAUAA